GAUUGAGCGGGGAGUGUAAGACUUGUGAAGAACAGUCAGUGGAUCUUCCAUCGAGAGGUUUCUUUCGAGGGGCCGCACAGUUGGUCUUGACUCCAAUGGACAUCAGAGAGGUUCCCUAGACCAGUGGAAUGGAGAUACAUCCCUUGAACAACGAGGUCUAUCCCCUCAACACGGAGAAGCCAACGGCAGAGCCCGCCAAGGAAGAGGAGGAUUACAAGGAGAAUGGGGUUCUGAUCCGGAGUCCCAGGACCGCCAAAAAGGUCCUGGGGGAGGAUCGCAAGGCACCGUCCAAACCUCAGGAGAAGGGCGAGAAAGACCAGGCCUCCUUCAGUGGGCACACCGGUGAGGACAAGGGAGGGGACGGGGCUCCAGCCCUGCACUCGGAGGUGGACAAAACCAUUGCUUCAGGUCGAGAGAGCUGGAGCAAAAAAGCAGACUUCUUGCUAUCGGUCAUUGGCUACGCGGUUGACCUCGGCAAUGUGUGGAGAUUCCCCUACAUCUGCUAUCAGAACGGAGGCGGGGCCUUUCUACUGCCCUACAUUCUGAUGGCAAUAUUUGGUGGCAUCCCUCUCUUUUACAUGGAAUUGGCACUGGGGCAGUACCACAGGACCGGAGCCAUCUCCAUCUGGGCAAAGAUAUGCCCACUCUUCAAAGGAAUUGGAUAUGCAAUCUGUAUAAUAGAUCUGUACAUUUCCUUUUACUAUAACACCAUUAUCUCCUGGGCUCUGUUCUAUCUCUACUCAUCGUUCGAUUAUGUGCCUCCCUGGACCUCCUGCUACAAUGAGUGGAACACCCCCAACUGCACCAACUACUUCCUCAAGGAUAACGCCACCUGGACUGAGUUCUCCGUCUCACCAGCUGAGGAAUUUUAUGUUCGCCGAGUCCUUAUGGCUCAUAAAUCGAAUGGUUUGGGUGAUGUUGGCGGUAUCAACUGGCACCUUGUAAUUUGUCUGAUCAUAAUAUUUACUGUGGUGUACUUCAGUAUUUGGAAGGGCAUACGGACCUCUGGAAAGGUGGUGUGGGUGACGGCCACUCUGCCCUAUCUCGUGCUUUUAGUCCUCCUGAUCCGUGGGGCCACACUGCCAGGGGCUUGGAAAGGAAUCGUCUUCUACCUGCAUCCGCAGUGGGGAAAAAUGUUCACAAUGCAGGUGUGGAUUGACGCGGCUACACAAAUUUUCUUCUCGCUUGGUCCCGGGUUUGGUGUCCUGAUGGCAUUUGCCAGCUACAACAAAUUCAACAACAACUGCUUCAGGGAUGCAAUGAUCACCAGCUCUGUGAAUUGUUUGACCAGUUUCCUUGCCGGCUUUGUUAUAUUCACCAUCCUGGGCUACAUGGCAGAGAAGAGGAAAGAAGAUGUUUCAGAAGUGGCUAAAGAUCUGGGACCGAGUCUUCUCUUCAUCACCUAUGCAGAGGCAUUGGCCAACAUGCCCGCAUCCUCCUUCCUCUCUGCCAUCUUCUUCCUCAUGCUCGUCACUCUGGGUCUGGACAGCACGUUUGCAGGUCUGGAAGGUGUGAUCACCGCAGUAGUGGAUGAAUAUCCGGACUUACUGAGAAAACGGCGAGAGUGGUUUGUGCUGGUACUGAUCAUGAUCUGCACUCUGGGAUCGAUGAGCACCCUCACGUAUGGUGGAGCAUACGUGGUGAAAUUCUUUGAAGAAUAUGCCACAGGAACCGCUAUUAUUGUUGUGGUGUUUCUGGAGGCCAUUGCUGUGUCUUGGUUUUACGGUAUGAAAAACUUCUGCAAAGAUAUUAAGGAAAUGAUUGGGUUCGUUCCUGGGAAGUUCUGGCAGAUAUGCUGGGUCGUUAUUAGUCCAGUUUUUCUUCUGUUCAUCAUUAUCAGUUUUCUGGCACUUCCAAUGGAAAUUAAACUCUUUAAUUACACCUACCCUCACUGGUCUAAAGUGUUGGGCAAUUUCUUGGGCCUGUCCUCAAUUAUCUGGGUUCCAAUCUAUAUGGUUUACAAAAUCAUCAUUACACCUGGAACAUUUGGAGAGAGGAUCUUGAAAAGCAUAACUCCUGAGAGGAGUGAAAUCGAAUCCUCGACUGUUGUGGUCCAUCUGAAUGCUGUUUAAUCAACAAUUAUUGGUGUGCUUUACUUCUUGGACUAACUGUUCCGAUCAGCAAGAGGUAUUACAAGGUCAAAGAACCAAACCCAGAGUAACAGCACGUCUCCAGACAGCGCCUCUAACUGCAACUUUAGAGAUAUUAGUAUUUCCCUCAAAAUAUGUUUAAAUUGUCUUUUAGUUGUACUGGGACAUUAAGUAUUGGAAUAACUUAAUAAGAGUUAGACAUUCCAAUUUCUAUUUACUGCCCACAGGGUGUACUCGUACACCUUGAUAACAAAUACCAUGUGACUGUUGCUUUGUUCUAUAAUGUAGCUUGUGUAUUUUAAUUGAGAAAAUUCAGCGGCGCAGCGGUAGAAUUGCUGCCUCACAGCGCCAGAGACCCGGGUUCGAACAUGACCGCGGGUGCUGUCUGUACAGAGUUUGUACAUUCUCCCCGUGGCCUGCGUGGGUUUUCUCUGGGGUCUUCGGUUUUCUUGUCUAUCCUACACGUCUGUAGGUUAAUUGGCUUUGUUAAAAUUGUAAAUUGUCCCUAGUGUGUGUUGGAUAGUUUUAGUGUACGGGGUAAUCACUGGUCAGCACGGACUCGGUGGGCCGAAGGACCUGUUUCUGCGCUAUGUCUAAAAAACUAAAAUAAUUGUAUUUAUAAGUGGACAUCACUGAAAUACAUUUCAUGACCAGUUCUACAAAGCACCGUAUCAAAGUUCAUUAUGAAUUUACAUUAAAUGCAAACUGGAUUUUUGUUGGAUUGCAAUGGCUAAUGGAGGUUAUGCCUUAAAAAUUUGCUCAGAAUUGUAUAUUAUUGAUUUUUAACCUGUGUAUUCACAAUGUAACAUUUGAUGUUACAAUUCACAUCAUUGUUCUUGGUGCCUUAUUUCUUAAUUUCAAGUUUUCUAAACGGAUAAGAAGAUUUCAAAGUCACUUAAAUACAAUUAGCUGGAAUAAAUUGUAAACCUUUGUUUUUAUACAAUUAAAUCGUUUUUUUUGUUUUAAUUAUUAGGCAAGAAAUACAUUUUAUCAUUUUUACAAGGCAUUCUAAUAGACGCCUGGGGAAAGGGGACAAAUGCUGGAGUAACUCAGCGGGUCAGACAGCAUCUCUGGAAUUAAGGAAUAGGUGAUGUUGCAGGUCUGACCCUGACCUGCUGAGUUACCCCAGCGUUUGUGUCUAACAUUACUACUUUAAUAUGUAAAAGUCUCAAAGUUAAAUGAGAUAUACAUAUACUAUAUAUAUAUAUAGCAAUCUCUUCAGCUGAAGGCUUAAACUCACAUUUUCUUGACUCCCCAAACUGCUUUCAGGCAUUUUGAGCACAGCAAACUAACUGAAACGACACAAUAACUGGGCAACGUUAGUUCAGUAAUGAGGUCGUAUGAUGACAUUAAUAUCCUCAUAGAGUCAUAGUGAUACAGUGUGGAAACAGGCCCUUUGGUCCAACUUGCCCACACCGGUCAACAUGUCUCCGCUAUACUAGCCCCACGUGCCUGCGUUUGGACCAUAUCCCUCCAAACUUGUCCUAUCCAUGUAUCUGUCUAACUGUUUCUUAAACGUUGUGAUAGUCCCAGCCUCAACUACCUCCUCUGGCAGCUUGUUCCAUUCACCCACCACCCUUUGUGUGAAAAAGUUACCCCUCAGAUUCCUAUUAAAUCUUUUCCCCUUCACCAUAAACCUAUGUCCUCUGGCCCUCGAUUCCCCUACUCUGGGCAAGAGAUUCUGUGCAUCUACCCCAUAUAUUCCUCACAAUUUUACACAUUCUGGCCAGUUUAAUUUAUGUAGCCAGAUAUAUUUCAAAAGCAGCAUGGUGGCGCAGCAGUAAUGUUACUGCCUCACAUCGCCAGAGACCCGGGUUCCAUCCUGACUACGGGUGCUGUGUCUGUAGGGGGUUUGUACGUUCUCGUUCAACCCGUGACCUGCGUGGGUUUCUCUCACACUCCAAAUAUGUACAGGUUUGUAGGUUAAUUGACUUAGUAUAAAUGUAAAUUGUCCCUAGUGUGUGUAAGAUUGUGUUGGAGUGUGGGGUGAAUCCUGGUCGGCGCGGACUCGGUGGGCUGAAGGGCCUGUUUCCGCGCUGUAUCUCAAAACUAGCAUGGAAUUGCAGUUAUUGCUUUAUGAAAUUCUGUCUUGUGCCACUAUCGUUCAUAGAGCAUCAGUCACGUACUUGUCCUUUGAAACAGAAAGCAGUAACUGAUUUCAAAGGAGGUGAAGACAAGAGUGUUUCUGUCAAUUGACAAGCUGUUAGCUAUGCAUUCUUGUGACCAACCCUCCUGCCGUUAUAAUCUGUGGGAUUGUGUUUUGUGGCCAGAAAGCGGUACUUGGCAGAGGUGAUAUAGGGGUUAGGUAGAUUAAAUUUCCUCUCAUCAUUUGCUUUCUGAAACAGUGAUGGAGUGACUUGUUCUGAUAUUGUGGGUAAAAAAAAUACAUUUGUAAAUUGUUCCACUCGCAUGAUUUCCCAUUUCACACCAUCCAGUAAAAAGACAGAGUGCUGGAGUAACUCGGUGGGUCAGGCAGCAUCUGUGAAGCACGUGGAUAGAUACUGUCUGACUCUGUGAUCAUAAGGCCAUAAGUGAUAGUAGAAUCAGGUCAUUCGGCCCAUCACGUCUACUCUGCCAUUCAAUCAUGGCUGAUCUCUCUCCCUCCCAACCUCAUUCUCCUGCCUUCUCCCCAUAACUACUGACACCCCUACUAAUCAAGAAUCUAUUGAUCUCAGCCUUAAAAAUAGUCCACUGACUUGGCCUCCACAGCCUUCUGUGGCAAAUAAUUCCGGAUUCACCACUCUCUGAGUAGAGAAAAGUCUCAUCUCCUUCCUAAAAGAAUGUCCUUUAAUUCCGAGGCCAAUACCUCUAGUCCUAGACUCUCCCACGAGUGGAAACAUCCUCUCCACAUCCACUCUAUGUCCAGGCCUUUCACUAUUCUGUAAGUUUCAAUGAGGUCCCCCCUCAUUCUUCUAAACUCCAGCGAGUACAGGCCCAGUGCUGAUAAACACUCAUCGUAGGUUAACCUGCUCAUGGGAUCAUUCUUGUAAAUCUCCUUUGGACCCUCUCCAGAGCCAGCACAUCCUUCCUCAGAUAUGAUGACCAAAAUGGCUCACAAUAUUCCAAAUGUGGCCUUACCAGUGCCUUAUAGAGCCUCGAUCCCUGUUUUUGUAUACAAGCCCUCUGGAAAUAAAUGCCAACAUUGAGUUUGGAUUCUUUACUACUGAUUCGACUUGCAGAUUAACUUUCUGGGAAUCCUGCACCAGCACUCCCAAGUCCCUUUGCACCUCCGAUUUCUGGAUUCUCUCCCCAUUUAGAAAAUAAUAAAUCGUAUGUCCAGAAACGGAAUAUAAAAUUCUUACUUGUAGAAGGACAGCAGAUAUGUAAACAUAAUAUUCUGUAAACAUGAUCAAUUGUCCCAAGUGUGUGUAGGAUAGUGUUAGUGUGCGGGGAUCGCUGGUCGAGGUGCAGAUCUGGUGAGUCCGGUUUCCACGCUAUAUCUCUCAACUAGACAACAAAAGAUAAAUUGUAUAUUUAAAAAAUACUAGCGCAAAGACAAAAAUAAUGUCCCCAAAAUCUAUGUAGCUCAGAGCUUAUUGAGGUUGGAGUGUUUAAUAAUUGGAUUAGUACGGGUGUCAGGGGUUAUGGGGAGAAGGCAGGGGAAAGGGGUUAGUAGGGAGAGAUAGAUCAGCCAUGAUUGAAUGGCAGAGUAGACUUGAUGAGCCGAAUGGCCUAAUUCUACUCCUAUCACCUAUGACCUUAAUAGCCUGAUAGUUGUAGAGAAGAAGCUGUUCCUGAACCUGGACGUUAUAGUUUUCAGGCUCCUGUACCUUCUUCCCGAUGGCAGUGAUGAAAUGAGAGAGUGGCCAGGGUGGUGUGGGUCUCUGAUGAUGCUUACUCCAGCACUUUGUCUCUUUUUGUUUUGUAAACCAGCAUCUGCUGGUCUUUGUAUCUUUCUGUAUCCUUGUCAUUCGUUUUCUAAACAUAAGCCAUGCUUUGUUUUCUGGCAAAGCUGGAGAGGGUAGAAUGAACCGGCUGCAGGGUCCCUCGCUUGUACCUGCAACACAAAACUCAUUAUACCACAAAAUUAAAAUAGUUUAACCAAAUCGAUGAGAAAGAUCACAGAACUAGAAUUGGUGAAUAUAUCCCCUGAAUUUAUAAAUGUUUUCUCUGGGGCUUGGUAGUAUAUAUUUCCAGCCUGAAUUGAACGUAUUUGUAUGUAAACGCAAUUUGACAUUACUGAGAUAUAAUGUGACUAUUGUAAAAGUUGGCUAGCUUAUGAGAUGUAUGUCUGAAAGCCUCUCUCUCUCUCUCUCUCGCGCACAGAGUGCAGCUCCAUCUAGUGAUCGUCACAGGUUAGCCCCAGAAAUACAGUGGGCAAAAACAGAUGAGUAUUUUUGUGUCUGUGAGAUUGACCUGGUUGUUUGUGGAACAGGUUAUAUAAAGCCAUUUUUGUACAUCUGCUGUAUUUGUAGCUCAAGUCCGUCUGUUUUUUCAAAUCUGCUAUUGCCGUGUUUCUCACCCAUGUACUUGUCCAGCUUCUGUACGCCGAUUAUUUCUAAAUCGUCGUAUUUAUGCAGAUGUAUGCCACUGUUACUGGUAUCAUUUUACAUGAUUCAAUAAAGUUUAUCGUUUCCAUUAGUUAAUCAUACUUUAUUAGCCAAGUAUGUGUUGCAACAUACGAGGAAUUGUAUUUGCCGUUCAGUCAUACCAAUAAAAAGCAACAGAACACACAAAAUACAUUUUAACAUAAACAUCCACCACAGUGACUCCUCCACAUUCCUCAAUGUGAUGGAAGGAGAAAAACAAGUUCAAUCUCAUC
This is a messenger RNA of Leucoraja erinaceus (little skate), 6852 nucleotides long. Its product is annotated as sodium-dependent serotonin transporter-like. The coding region runs from base 129 to 2072 and encodes 647 amino acids. Gene Ontology annotation, molecular function: serotonin binding; serotonin:sodium:chloride symporter activity. Lineage: Eukaryota; Metazoa; Chordata; Chondrichthyes; Rajiformes; Rajidae. The record is from RefSeq and is a predicted model, not a curated record. Gene Ontology annotation, biological process: serotonin uptake; sodium ion transmembrane transport. Gene Ontology annotation, cellular component: membrane; neuron projection. The transcript is spliced from 13 exons.